Molecule: messenger RNA, 758 nt
Organism: Aureobasidium pullulans EXF-150
Lineage: Eukaryota; Fungi; Ascomycota; Dothideomycetes; Dothideales; Saccotheciaceae
Exons: 1
Coding region: 194-619 (141 amino acids)
Source: RefSeq, a predicted model, not a curated record
AUCUAGAGUCAGAGGACUUUCAGGAGUCAUGACCGACGACAUUGUGAUUCGCUGUUCAAUUUGUCCUAUUUGCGGCUCAGGCAUCGAAAUCUGACUUUCCCUUCUGGAGUCGACAUGUCUCACUUCCAACUGCACGAUCAACAGUUACCAACCACCUUGAAUCGUGCAUCAAUCACUGCAAGCCGUCAGUUAUAUGCACAUUCACCGUUCUCGAUUUGACAAAUCGCCAUCUCGCAGUAGCCAUCGUUGCACAAAGAUCUUUGGGACGAUCCGAUUGCCGCCACAUCUGCGAAGACGUUUGAUCUCAGGCUCGACUUGCUGUCUCAAAGAUCCAAAUGAGAUAUCACAGGACAUCUGCUCUGAUCCAGAAAUGUCCAACCGAUAUGCAGUUGUCGCCGUCAUGACUUUUGCCUAUAUGCAGGAACACUUUGAUUCAUACAUGUAUUUUGAGCAUCUUGUGGCAAGUACGACAUGUCUUUCUGACAAUUUGUUCCUGACACGAAGCUCCUUCGACCCUGCAUAUCGCGUGCGGACCUUCGAGAUCGAGCACUGCGAAACACACUAUCAUCACCUCGUGCUUGUCGAACCUGCUGAGCCUCUUCGGUCAUGCGUUCAGUAAUCCUAAGGCGGCGCAGAAUGUCUCAAUAGUCUCUCUUGUCGCACACCUACCUCCUGCCUGCGUGUCAUCUGCUGGCGGACGGCACGGCGCGGCUCUACAAGAGGCGACAUAUACUAUUGUGACACUUUGUAUCCGUCGG